Paramecium tetraurelia is the source of this 1215-nucleotide messenger RNA. RefSeq lists its product as uncharacterized. The record is from RefSeq and is a predicted model, not a curated record. NCBI's taxonomy places the organism in Eukaryota, Ciliophora, Oligohymenophorea, Peniculida, Parameciidae. Gene Ontology annotation, molecular function: ATP binding; protein serine/threonine kinase activity. Gene Ontology annotation, biological process: intracellular signal transduction; protein phosphorylation. Gene Ontology annotation, cellular component: cytoplasm. The transcript has 2 exons.
AUGAUGUACGAAGAAUAUGAUGAUUCUCCUCUCUAAUUUAUAAAGUCUAUUCGUAUCUACUUGAAUGGGGACUCUUCGAAGUACUUGGAUUUGAAGAUAGCUCAAAAUUCUAGUUGGAGUGACAUUUAAACUCAAUUGGAUCAGAAAUUCCCCAAGUUUAAAGAAAUGAGACUCUUCACCCAACAAGGAGUAGAAAUCUUUAAAGAUGAUGUUAAAUUUUUCAAGGAUGGCUAAUCAUUCUAUGCGUCUCGAGGAGAUGAGUUCGAUCCUCAUUCCCCAUUUUCCCAAUAUGAAACAAUAAAGAAAUUAGGAGAAGGAGGGUUUGGGUGUGUAACACUGGCCAGACAUCGCAUAACUGGAGAGCAGGUUGCAAUUAAGGUAAUAAAAAUGAUGGGGAAUGCCUAAGACAUAGAACUCAAUUUCAGAGAGGCAGAAGUAUUGCGAUCUUUGACUCACAAGAAUAUUGUGAAGGUUUUCAAUUCAUAUGCUUUACAAAAUACAUAGAUGGCUGUGAUAAUGGAAUAUUUGGAAGGUGGAGAGUUGGCAGAGAGAUUACGAUAGAAGGGUAGAUUUUAAGAAGAAGAAGCAUGCAAAUAUUUUAGAUAAGUAGUUAGUGCAAUAGCUUAUUGUCAUCAGAAGAAUAUAGUUCAUAGAGAUUUAAAAAUGGAAAAUUUAUUAUUUUGUUCUCCAGACUCUGAUGAUUUAAAAGCAAUCGACUUCGGAAUUGCAGGCAUCUAGUGUCCAACCAACAAUGAUCAUGUCAACAUCGGCAGUCUUCAUUAUAUGGCACCUGAAAUUCUGGGUGGCAAAGUCACUAGAGUGAGCACUUCUGUAGACAUCUGGGCCAUGGGUAUCAUUCUUUACAAAAUGCUUUUCGGCAAAGUGCCUUUCAAUGGGAAAUCAUAAUAAGACAUCAUUUUCAACGUUGUCAAUAAGGAUCUCCUAUUACCACCCAACAAUUUUAGUGAAGAAGUCAUCAACUUGAUUACUUAGAUGUUGGAAAAGAAUCACGAAUAACGUCCUCGAAUAACUGAUGUGGAAUAUCACCCUUGGGUUAACACUGAAAUCAGAACACCACAAUAAAAACAAUCGCUUCUCCAAAUACCCUCUGAAGGUAAUAUUCGUAAGUCAAGACCCUCUUUAAGUCCAAGACCAAGAAGUAAAUCACCUAAUCCUUCUGGCAUUGUCAAACAUCCUAAUAUAUUCAAAUUAUGA